This is a messenger RNA of Amaranthus tricolor (Joseph's coat), 570 nucleotides long. Its product is annotated as secreted RxLR effector protein 161-like. Lineage: Eukaryota; Viridiplantae; Streptophyta; Magnoliopsida; Caryophyllales; Amaranthaceae. Bases 1 to 570 code for a protein of 189 amino acids. The record is from RefSeq and is a predicted model, not a curated record. The transcript has a single exon.
AUGAUAUAUUGUAAACUGACUGAUACUUCUAUUGUGGUGAAUCAUGGGCUUCAAAUAACUGAGGGAGCAAAACCAGCUAACAAAGAACAAUACCAGAGGUUAGUUGGGAAGCUCAUCUAUUUAUUACAUACUAGGCCAGACAUUGGUUAUGCCGUUGGAGUCAUAAGUCAGUUUAUGCAUAAGCCUCAAGAAGAUCAUAUGAUUGUUGCUUUCCGCAUUAAAAGAUACUUGAAAGGAACUAUUGGAAGAGGGGUUCUGUUCAAAAGAGGUAAUGAUCUGGAAAUAGAGGCCCACACUGAUGCAGAUUGGGUAGGAAACCCUAAUGAUAGAAAAUCAACAUCUGGCUACUUCAGUUUAGUUGGAGGGAAUAUAAUUACUUGGAGGAGUAAAAAGCAAAAGGUGAUAGCUCUUUCAAGUGCUGAAGCAGAAUUCCGAGAUAGUUCCUUGGGAAUAUGUGAGGUUCUAUGGAUCAGGAAACUCCUGAUCAAACUAAUAUUUAAUCCUAAACGAACUUGUAGACUUUUUUGUGAUAACAGGGCAUUCAUAAAAAUUUCUGACAAUCCAGUUUAA